AUGGACAUAGACUUGGCAUUAAGAAUGCCAAAACCGAAUGAUCUCACGGAACAAAGUACUCCUGAGGAAAUUUUGUACUUUGAAAAGUGGGAUCGUUCUAACAGGCUAAGUCUUAUGAUCAUGAAGCGUGGGAUUCCAGAAGUUUUUCGGGGUGCAAUAACAGAGGAUGUUACCGUUGCCGAUGAAUUUUUUUCAGACAUUCAAAAGCGUUUUGUUGAAAAUGAUAAGGCUGAAACAAGAACGCUUUUAGCAAGCUUGAUUUCAAUGAAGUAUAAAGGCAAGGGUAAUGCUCGCGAGUACAUCAUGGAAAUGUCUCAUCUUGCUUCAAAACUUAAGGCACUAAAGCUCGAUCUAUCUGAUGAUUUGCUCGUGCAUUUAGUUCUCAUCUCUCUUCCUACACAAUUUAACCAAUUUAAGGUCAGUUAUAACUGCCAGAAGGAGAAAUAG
This is a messenger RNA of Camellia sinensis, 447 nucleotides long. The record is from RefSeq and is a predicted model, not a curated record. NCBI's taxonomy places the organism in Eukaryota, Viridiplantae, Streptophyta, Magnoliopsida, Ericales, Theaceae.